GGAGAUCUGGGUCCUUUCAAUCCUGGCCUGCCAGUGGAGGUGCCUGUGUGGCUGGCCAUCAACCUGAAGCAGAGGCAGAAGUGUCGGCUGAUUCCUCCAGACUGGAUGGAUGUUGAAAAACUGGAGGAAAUCCGGGACAGGGAACGUCAAGAGGACACCUUCACCCCCAUGCCCAGCCCCUAUUACAUGGAACUCACCAAGCUGCUGUUGAACUAUGCCUCUGACAACAUCCCCAGAGCCGACGAGAUCCGGACGCUGGUGAAGGAGACGUGGGACACGAGGGUGGCCAAGCUGAGGCUGUCUGCAGACAGCUUUGUCAGGCAGCAGGAGGCUCAUGCCAAGCUGGAUAAUUUAACCCUGAUGGAGAUCAACACGACAGGAACUUUCCUGACUCAAGCCUUAGAUCAGAUGUACAAGCUCAGGACUAACCUCCAGCCUAGUGAGAGUUCCCAGUCCCAGGAUUUCUGA
Messenger RNA from Merops nubicus (carmine bee-eater), 468 nucleotides. RefSeq names its product GINS complex subunit 2 (Psf2 homolog) (gene GINS2). NCBI's taxonomy places the organism in Eukaryota, Metazoa, Chordata, Aves, Coraciiformes, Meropidae. The record is from RefSeq and is a predicted model, not a curated record. The annotation marks the transcript as partial. Gene Ontology annotation, cellular component: GINS complex; nucleus. Gene Ontology annotation, biological process: DNA replication; double-strand break repair via break-induced replication. The transcript is spliced from 4 exons.